AUCGAUGUUAUACAUUAAAUAAUUCAAUAAAAAAUGCACACAAAAUGAGUUUGAAUAAUUAUAAUGAUAAUAAUGAUGAUGAUAGACCUAAAACUCCAUUGGAUGAAGAUUGUUGCGGCAGUGGAUGCAUACCAUGCAUUUUUGAUGUUCAUAAGACAUUAUUGAAAGAAUGGGAAAGUAGGAAGACACAGAAUGUAAAAGUGAAAACAAGUAACAAUUUAUUAUCUCCUCUAUCUUAUAAAGUAUUUAUUAUCACUGAUAUAUCUGAAACUUCAGAGGAUUACUUUUUGGUUUACUUGAAAUAUUCAGAGUGCGAAACAAAAAAUGAUAUUAAUUUGUACAUUGAGCCUGGACAGCAUGUUAUCUUACAUUCCUGGAGUAAAUCUCGUCCAUAUACACCAAUUUCUUGGACAUGCAAUAGUUUAGUUUUUUUGGUGAAAUUAUACAAGCAGGGUGAAUUUAGUUCGCGCCUAAAAAAUGCAUCAAUUGGUAGCGCAAUCGAUAUUAGAGGUCCAUACGGAGAUUUCAAGUAUAAAAGUAACAGUUUUCGACAGAUCGUUAUGUUCAGUAUCGGGUCGGGAAUAGCAGCACUUUAUCCCAUUACAAGAUCUAUCGUGGACGAUGAAACAGAAUUUACGAGGAUACAUCUUAUCGCAGGAUUUCAAUCGGUGGCACAGGUGCCUUUGAAAAAAGAAUUAAGAAGUUUAGCAGAUUAUUGGAAUUUUAAAUGUACAAUACAGCUGUCUCAAUUAAAUGAUGAAACAGUCAACCUUCAUGGUUUUAAUAUCAAAGCCGGACGUUUAAGCAAAUCACUUGUUGCUGAUUAUCUCCAAUGUAACGAUACAGAGACAACAUUAAUUUUGAUAUGUGGAACUUUAAAAUUUAAUCAAUCCAUGAAAGAAUGGCUCCUGGAAAUGAAUUAUUCAUAUUUAUAUAUAUUUGAAUAAAAUACUGCUCUAAGAAAAUACAAU
Camponotus floridanus (Florida carpenter ant) is the source of this 971-nucleotide messenger RNA. RefSeq names its product NADH-cytochrome b5 reductase-like. Gene Ontology annotation, molecular function: oxidoreductase activity. The transcript is spliced from 4 exons. The record is from RefSeq and is a predicted model, not a curated record. The coding region runs from base 45 to 947 and encodes 300 amino acids. Lineage: Eukaryota; Metazoa; Arthropoda; Insecta; Hymenoptera; Formicidae.